AUGUUCUGUGGUACAGUAGUCAGUGGGUCAGAUGUUAGGAGUCUGGUAGACAGCUGUCCAGUUGAAACAUGUUCUGUGGUAUUGAAUGUAGUUGGUACUGGUGUUGAGGGAGUGUUUCCAACAGGUACAGUAGUCAGUGGGUCAGAUGUUAGGAGUCUGGUAGACAGCUGUCCAGUUGAAACAUGUUCUGUGGUAGUGAAUGUAGUUGGUACUGGUGUUGAGGGAGUGUUUCCAACAGGUACAGUAGUCAGUGGGUCAGAUGUUAGGAGUCUGGUAGACAGCUGUCCAGUUGAAACAUGUUCUGUGGUAGUGAAUGUAGUUGGUACUGGUGUUGAGGGAGUGUUUCCAACAGGUACAGUAGUCAGUGGGUCAGAGGUUAGGAGUCUGGUAGACAGCUGUCCAGUUGAAACAUGUUCUGUGGUAGUGAAUGUAGUUGGUACUGGUGUUGAGGGAGUGUUUCCAACAGGUACAGUAGUCAGUGGGUCAGAGAUUAGGAGUCUGGUAGACAGCUGUCCAGUUGAAACAUGUUCUGUGGUAGUGAAUGUAGUUGGUACUGGUGUUGAGGGAGUGUUUCCAACAGGUACAGUAGUCAGUGGGUCAGAGGUUAGGAGUCUGGUAGACAGCUGUCCAGUUGAAACAUGUUCUGUGGUAGUGAAUGUAGUUGGUACUGGUGUUGAGGGAGUGUUUCCAACAGGUACAGUAGUCAGUGGGUCAGAUGUUAGGAGUCUGGUAGACAGCUGUCCAGUUGAAACAUGUUCUGUGGUAGUGAAUGUAGUUGGUACUGGUGUUGAGGGAGUGUUUCCAACAGGUACAGUAGUCAGUGGGUCAGAGAUUAGGAGUCUGGUAGACAGCUGUCCAGUUGAAACAUGUUCUGUGGUAGUGAAUGUAGUUGGUACUGGUGUUGAGGGGGUGUUUCCAACAGGUACAGUAGUCAGUGGGUCAGAUGUUACGUGUUCAGUAGUUAACUGUUCAGUUGAAACAUGUUCUGUGGUAGUGAAUGUAGUUGGUACUGGUGUUGAGGGAGUGUUUCCAACAGGUACAGUAGUCGCUGGGUCAGAGGUUAGGUGUUCAGUAGUUAACUGUCCAGUUGAAACAUGUUCUGUGGUAGUGAAUGUAGUUGGUACUGGUGUUGAGGGACUGUUUUGAACAGGUACAGUAGUCAGUGGGUCAGAUGUUAGGUGUUCAGUAGUUAACUGUUCAGUUGAAACAUGUUCUGUGGUAGUGAAUGUAGUUGGUACUGGUGUUGAGGGACUGUUUUGAACAGGUAAGCCUACAGUAGUUGCUUGGUCAGAGGUUGGUAAAAGAUCUGAAAUAAUAUGCUGGAUCUGCACAAAAUGGGUAGGUGUUAGCUUAGGUGUUACUUCAUCUGUAGCUGACUGUUCAGCAGUGGCAAGCACAGUAGCUGUGGGAGCAGUUGUUUGUGGCACAGUAUGUGUGGUUGUAGGUGGCAUCUGGGUAGUUGGUCGCUUCAUUUCUGUAAGGAAUAUAUACAAAUAAAUUAGAAACAAGGGUCAAAUGUAUUUCAUUUAUAACAAACACAUUAAAUCAUGUUUACAUACUGCUUUACUCAUCUCAUAUGUAUAUACUG
Salvelinus namaycush (lake trout) is the source of this 1588-nucleotide messenger RNA. RefSeq lists its product as uncharacterized. The coding region runs from base 1 to 1146 and encodes 381 amino acids. The record is from RefSeq and is a predicted model, not a curated record. NCBI's taxonomy places the organism in Eukaryota, Metazoa, Chordata, Actinopteri, Salmoniformes, Salmonidae. The transcript is spliced from 3 exons.